UGGUGAAAGACUUCAUCUACCUCUCCCCUCUCUCUCUCUCUCUAAACUCUCUCAUUUUCCUUCUUCAUCUCUCUCUCUCUCUCUGAUCUUUUCCUUUUUCUGUUUUCAUUAAUAUAUUAUAUGGACAAAGGUUGGGGACUUGCUCUUGACACUUCUUCUUCUUCCUCUCAAAUUCCAAUAUCUCACUCUUUUUUGCCUUCCAAACACAACAACACCAACGAUAGAAUGUUUCCUAUUUUAGGAUUCCCAGUCAACCUCACCCGCAACGCCAACGCUGAAGACAGCGGUGAUCGGAAAAUAACCGGCGAAGUCGAUUUCUUCUCCGAAAGAAACAAACCAUCGCCUUCAGCUUCACACGAUCAUCAACAUGUUGUUAAACAUAAUAACAUCAAAAAGGAGAUUGUUUCAACCGAUGUAAAACCUUCAACUUCCAAUAUUCACGUUAAUACUGGUUUACAACUUGCGAACACCGGGAGUGAUCAAUCUGUUGUGGAUGAUGGAGUUUCAUCCGAUGCCAAGAACACGGAGCUUGCACAAUUGCAAAUGGAGCUUCAACGGAUGAAUUCAGAGAACAAAAAACUGAAAGAGAUGCUCAAUCAUGUUACCGGUAACUACACCGCUUUGCAGAUGCAGCUCAUGGCAUUAAUGCAAAAGAAUCACCAAACAGAAAAUGAGGUUGUUAAUGCAAAAGCUGAAGAGAAAAACCAAGGUGUUGGUGGAGGAAUAGUACCAAGGCAGUUUCUUGAGAUAGGGACUAAUGGAACAGCUGAAGUUGAUGAUAGAGUAUCCAAUUCUUCAUCGGAUGAAAGAACAAGAUCGAACACGCCUCAGAAUAGUCUUAUUGAAGCUGGAAAUAGAGAUCAAAUAAGAAAUAACAAUGGUAAAAAUGGUAGAGAAGAUAGUCCUGAUUCAGAAUCACAAGGUUGGGGUCCUAAUAAGGUUCAGAAAAUACUCAACUCUUCCAAUGUUGCUGAACAAUCUGCUACAGAAGCUACAAUGAGAAAAGCUCGCGUCUCCGUUCGUGCUAGAUCAGAAGCUUCAAUGAUUAGUGAUGGAUGCCAAUGGAGAAAAUAUGGUCAAAAAAUGGCGAAAGGAAAUCCAUGUCCUCGAGCAUACUACAGAUGCACUAUGGCAGUUGGUUGUCCAGUUCGCAAACAAGUUCAACGUUGUGCUGAGGACAAAACAAUAUUGGUAACAACAUAUGAAGGAACACAUAACCAUCCACUUCCACCAGCAGCUAUGGCAAUGGCCUCAACAACCUCAGCAGCUGCAAGCAUGUUGCUAUCAGGUUCAAUGUCAAGUGCAGAUGGAAUAAUGACACCAAAUUUAUUAGCAAGAGCUAUUCUUCCUUGUUCUACAAGCAUGGCAACACUUUCAGCUUCAGCGCCAUUCCCAACUGUUACAUUGGAUCUAACACAAAACUCAAACCCAAUCCCAAAUCCAAAUCCAUUGCAGCAAUUUCAAAGACCUCAUCAUGCACCAUUUCAAGUGCCUAAUUUCUUUCCAGGACAACCUCAGAAUUUUCAACAAGCAGCAGCGUCGCUUUAUAAUCAAUCUAAAUUCUCUGGUCUUCAAUUGUCUCAAGAAGUUGGUUCUUCGCAUUUAACAACUACACAAGCUCCAACGCUCCAACAACAACAGCAACAAUCUUCCUUAGCUGAUUCUGUCAGCGCCGCCACCGCUGCUAUCACGGCCGAUCCUAAUUUCACCGCUGUUCUCGCCGCCGCUAUCUCCUCCAUCAUCGGUGGUGGUCAUGGAAACAACAGCAGCAACAACAAUAGCAGAAGUACAGUUAGCAACUUUUCAGGAAACUAAAUCACUUUGUUCUUAGUUUCCUUUGUUUUUCAGAUUAAUAUUAUUCCUUUUUUAUUUCAAGAAAUAUAUCAUUCCUUUUUUUUGUACAAUUUUUAAGGGAUCAUAAAUGUUGAUAUUCUUUUUAGUCCAUGUGUUUGGAUUAAGAGGAUAUAUAGGAGAAUAGUAGAUCAUAUAUGAAAGAAAAAAAUCACUUCAAUUUUUUGUUUUAUUGUACGUUGAACAAUCUUGGGUAUGUUAUUCAAAAUUCUUAGACAUGUGAUAUAGAAAAGGAAAAUGAAAAUAUGUAUCUAUCUUUUUUCUUCA
Messenger RNA from Lathyrus oleraceus (garden pea), 2118 nucleotides. Its product is annotated as probable WRKY transcription factor 31. The transcript has 6 exons. Bases 121 to 1815 code for a protein of 564 amino acids. Gene Ontology annotation, biological process: regulation of DNA-templated transcription. The record is from RefSeq and is a predicted model, not a curated record. Lineage: Eukaryota; Viridiplantae; Streptophyta; Magnoliopsida; Fabales; Fabaceae. Gene Ontology annotation, molecular function: sequence-specific DNA binding; DNA-binding transcription factor activity.